Fukomys damarensis (Damara mole-rat) is the source of this 2766-nucleotide messenger RNA. It is a transcript of the gene Bean1, whose product is annotated as brain expressed associated with NEDD4 1. Lineage: Eukaryota; Metazoa; Chordata; Mammalia; Rodentia; Bathyergidae. The record is from RefSeq and is a predicted model, not a curated record. The transcript has 6 exons. The coding region runs from base 138 to 932 and encodes 264 amino acids.
GGGCAGGCUGGCUCCGCUCUUCUGCUCCAAGGAUUACAUGUCCUUCAAACGCCCUUGCCCCUAUAUUCACAGCUAUAGACAUCCCUCUGAACGCGGCUUUAGCUUCAUCUCACAAGCUUUGUACUGAAGAGGCCGUUAUGGUCUUAGUGGAGAGACCAGGGCCCAGAGAGGGCCUGGCUCAGUCCUAUAUUGGCUGCAUGACUGCAGUAGCACGAUACAACCGCACCAGCUACUUCUACCCCACAUUCUCAGAGAGCUCAGAGCACAGUCACCUGCUCGUGUCUCCUGUGCUGGUGGCGAGUGCUGUCAUAGGUGUGGUCAUCAUCCUCUCCUGCAUCACCAUCAUUGUGGGCAGCAUCCGCAGGGACAGGCAGGCCCGGCUCCAGCGCCACCAUCACCACUGCCAGCAACACGGAAACCAGGACUACGAGCAGAACCACGGGUCCGACGGGCGCACGUUCAGCCACUCCAGCCACAGGAUGCGCUCAGCCUGCAGCCCCACAGAGGACUGGCCCCCACCCUUGGACAUCAGCUCUGAGGGAGACGUGGAUGCCAUGGUGCUCAGGGAGCUGUACCCUGAUUCUCCACCAGGCUACGAAGAGUGUGUGGGGCCUGGGGCCACUCAGCUGUAUGUCCCCACGGACGCACCACCGCCCUACUCACUGACCAACUCCUGCCCCACACUGAAUGGCAUUCUCGACUCAGGCAGUAGCCCCAGCCCCAGUGGUCACAAGCAAGAGCAGAGGACCGGGACCCAGAGUGACCUCCACACCGUCUCCAUGGACAUGCUGCCCUCUUACGAGGCCGUGUGUGGGGCUGGCUCCCCAUCGGGCCUGCGGCUGCUGCCAGGACCAGAACCAGGUCCGGAGAACUCACGGGGCUUGGCUACUCCUACCCAGGCCUCAGCCUCAGGCCCUGAAAGGAUUGUGUGAGUGAUCCAGCCCACCAGGUCCUAUUGGUCCGUCCAGGCUGAGACACAUCCUUCAGACACACUCGGACACACAUAUACACACAGAUGUGCACACACAACUCAUGCAUACACACAGACAUGAUCACACCCACAGACACAGUGACAUACCCCAUGUGCCGCACAUAGACCUGCCCCACACAAGUGUGAACACAAGCAUCCACAGGCCCCACACCCACACAAAACCUACCUAUAAUGGUUUCCUUAGAAGUGAAGGUCUCCCGGCCUUCCACCCCAUCCUCCCUGGCCUGCUGGUUGUGCCUCUGUGGACAGUGCUGGGCAGAAGGGUGAAGCAGGAAUCAGGCCUUCUCUGCCCCCUCCCCCGGCUUCACCUGGUAGACUGGGCCCAAAUUCUGAUUCUGCCUCCAGAAACUGCUUGACCAGCCCAGGCCAGCUGCCUGCCCCGACCCCGGCCCUAGGGCUUAUCCUCCUGGGAGGUGGGGCAGGCCCCUGUGAGGUCCUGCUGUGUGCUGUGCCUAUCUCUCAAUUGCAGGACAGAAGAGUCACAUCACCAUCCUGCCAGUUACAGGGUGGGGACCUAGGUCUGGGGGCACAAGGACAUGGGAUGGGGAAGUCCCUUCCCUAACCCAGUGCCCUUGGGCUGGUGGUGCUAGCAGAGUUAUCUCAGAAGCCCACCCCAAGCUACAAGGGGGGGCCAGAGCCCUGAGUGGCAUGUGGUAGAGGAAACGGGGUUCCGUGAAUCCCACAUCAGUCUGACCACUGCCCAGGACAGAGUCUUCAGAGAAGAUAGGGCCAUCGCUGUCGUCCAGGGGGCCUCACCAAAGUCACUCUAAGGCAGAUGAGGGCCCCUGGUUCAGUACACGCCCAGCCAGUCACAGUGGCCUGAGCUCAAAUGGUCUAGAGCCACACCCCAGGAGCUGGUGCUGUCAACCUGGGUGGCAGCGACAGCUGGAAACUGUGAGUCAGGGCACUCCAGCCUUGACCCUGCAUGCUGUUUGCAGAGUCAAACUAAAGGGGAUAUGAGCGCCAUAAAAACCAUCAUGCCGCCACCAGAGGACCAGAGUCUCAGCUUCGCUGCCAGGGUUCUCCCACAGCCGGGGAUGUGUGGUCAGCCUGGUUGGGCACUCAGAGCUUGGCCUAUGGACCAGCCUCCAUCAGAGACCGUGUGGGUAACAGCAGCAACUCCUGAAGACCCAGGCUGCCAAGGGUGGCAGCCAAGGAUGUCUGAAGAGGGUCCCUGCCAGCACUGCUGUUGGUGGGGAGCAAGUAACCCGGCCUCCCUCCCAUCUGCCUCUGUCACUCAUCCUUAAACGGCAAGCUCCCCUUAACCUCCUCCCCAACAUUUAAUUUCUUCCGAUGAAGGGCUAAGACAAUUCAAUAAUCCCUUUCUUAAACAGAGGUGGUAAGAAUGGUGAUCUUGAAUUUUAUCUUCUGUAGAAAUAGCAUUUCUUCUGGUGCAGAGCUGAAAGGAAUCCACCCAGAGGGUCUAUAGCAUCCUGUGUGUGGCAUCAUGGAGUCCCAGACUCCGGCCUGGGUGAGGGACAUUGUUUACAAGCAGUUCUGUCCUCCUUUGUGGUAUACUGUUUUCUAGGCAAAAAAACAUCUGUCCGUUGUACUGUAUAGCCUUUAAAAUGUACCCCAGGGAUGAGACUCUUUUAGGAAAUGCAUUCUGUCUCUGAAACUCUAGAGUGCUGGGGAAAUAUAAAAAUCCCUGCCUACUCGUUGGUGUUUGAAGGUUGGAGCUGAGCAGCUUUUCUUGUUCCUGGACUGAUGCUGAAUAAGCAACGAUGUAUCUUUUCUGUGUUCAAAAUAACUAUAUCAAUAAAAAUGUAACAAGA